Molecule: messenger RNA, 2238 nt
Organism: Physeter macrocephalus (sperm whale)
Lineage: Eukaryota; Metazoa; Chordata; Mammalia; Artiodactyla; Physeteridae
Product: signal recognition particle receptor subunit beta
Exons: 2
Coding region: 1-978 (325 amino acids)
Biological process (GO): vesicle-mediated transport; intracellular protein transport
Cellular component (GO): cytoplasm; Golgi apparatus
Molecular function (GO): GTP binding
Source: RefSeq, a predicted model, not a curated record
AUGGAAGAUUGUAAUCUAACUGAUAGAGAAUGCAAAAUAGCUGUUAUGAAGAAACUAAACAAGCUACAAGAGAACUCAGGAGGGCAGUUCAGUGAGCUCAGGAAUAAAAUUAAUGAACAGAAGAAAUACUUUACUAAAGAUACUAAAAGUCUAAAAGAGAACCAAACAGAAGUUCUGGAGCUCCGGCGGAUGGGGAAUGGCGGCAGUGUCGGGGGCGCCUUCCAGCUCUACCUGGACUCUUUGCGGCAGGAACUGCGGCAGAGGGACCCGACGCUGCUGUCAGUCGUGGUGGCGCUCGUUGCCGUGCUGCUGACGCUGGUGUUCUGGAAGUUCAUCCGGAGUAGAAGGAGCAGUCAAAGAGCUGUUCUUGUUGGCCUUUUUGACUCCGGGAAAACAUUGCUUUUUGUCAGAUUGUUAACAGGCCUUUACAGAGACACUCAGACUUCCAUCACUGACAGCUCUGCUGUCUACAGAGUCAACAAUAACAGGGGCACUAGCCUGACCUUGAUUGACCUCCCUGGCCAUGAGAGCUUGAGACUUCAGUUCUUAGAGCGGUUUAAGGCUUCAGCCAGUGCUAUUGUGUUUGUUGUGGAUAGUGCAGCCUUCCAGCGAGAGGUGAAAGAUGUGGCAGAGUUUCUGUAUCAAGUCCUCCUUGACAGUAUUGGUCUGAAGAACACACCGUCAUUCUUAAUCGCUUGCAAUAAGCAAGACAUUACAAUGGCAAAAUCAGCAAAGUUAAUUCAGCAGCAGCUUGAAAAAGAAAUCGAUACUUUACAAGUCACCCGUUCGGCUGCCCCCAGCAUACUGGACAGUUCUAGCACUGCCAGUGCUCCGCUGGGAAAGAAAGGCAAAGAAUUUGAAUUCUCACAGUUGCCCCUCAAAGUGGAGUUCCUGGAGUGCAGUGCUAAGGGCGGAAGAGGGGACGCUGGCUCUGCUGCCAUCCAGGACUUGGAGGAGCGGCUGGCUAAAAUCGCCUGAGGGCCAGAUCCAAACACAAGAUGCGAAUGUGUAUGUGUGUGACUGACAGUUUUGGAAAAGGAUGUGGUAGUCUGGAGUUGAUAAAGAAGGGGUACAAAUAUAGUUAGGAACUUUUCCUUGUUCUGCAAACAAAUUAUUGUUGAAACCAGUGUGGAAGUUUUUAAGUUCAGUUCUCCCUUAUUGCUUUCAAGCUAGUUAGUUUUAUUUGAUUCGUGUCUUCCCUUUUCAAAGUGUAUGUAAGGUCCCUUUAGCAUAUGCUUGAUGUAAGGUCAAGGUCUAACAAGCCGACCUCACGUAGAGAGGAUAUUAUCAUGAGAAUAUAAUAUCAUCUAAAAUGUUUUCUUGUCCUCUGCUUCUGUGCUUUGGUCUCUUUUUCCUGGAAACAAACCUGUCUGUGUAUGGAACUAGGUGAUUUCCAAUUGCCUUUGACAUUCAUGGGCAGUACAUCAUCUAGUCCUCUGUGAAUUUUCAGAUUUGUAGGUGCAAUUACAAUAUGGUCUCCGACAUGUGAAGGAAAGUUGAAAACAGCAGGGCUGUGUUGACAGUGGUCUGUUCUUCAUCAGCUCAGUGACUUGUUCACACUCCAGCCUCAUAGCACUUAGGUUUCAAAAACAUGUUGUGAACCCUAGGAGUCGUCCCCAGGUGUUAGAACUAUAAGUGCUAAAUCCCCAAAUGCCACUAAAAUGUACACUAGAAAUGUACAUUCUACUGGUUUCCCUUAACUGGGGAAUAUAUGGAGAUUUAGAAGCUAUUCUGUUUUUCUGGAUGCAUGAAUGCUCCUGGUCUAUCUUCAUGUGCUGUUUGAUGAGCUCCUAUUUUGUACUGUCAGCUUGAAUGCUCUGGAACAAAUACAAAAUGAAAAAAGUUCUCUGUAGAUUUUUAAAGUACAUAUUCACUGAUGGUUUUUUAAAAAAUGACGUUUUCAAAGUGUUGUUCUUUGCUGUCUUCUUAAAUGUAUGGCUUUUUAAAUGGCUUUUAUAAAUGAUUAAUACAUUUCUUGGUAAACAAAACAGCCUGUCUAGCUUAAAGCAUUUAAAUAGAGUGGUGGAGUAGGUACAAAUAGGAGCACGUUUUAGGAUUCAAGCCCAACUCCAAGUUUCCAGGGCCUAAUGAUUGCAGUGUACAUAAGAACAAGCUCUUCAAUCCCUACUUCACACACUCAGGGACAAGCCAACUAAAGCCUCAAAGGAGGCAAGGGUGGCUGUGGAUAAGUGAGACACUAAUCGCACAGCAGUGCGGGAAGUGCAGUAACAGGAGAGG